This is a messenger RNA of Caenorhabditis remanei, 459 nucleotides long. RefSeq lists its product as uncharacterized. The record is from RefSeq and is a predicted model, not a curated record. The transcript has 4 exons. Bases 1 to 459 code for a protein of 152 amino acids. NCBI's taxonomy places the organism in Eukaryota, Metazoa, Nematoda, Chromadorea, Rhabditida, Rhabditidae.
AUGCCUUAUACCUCGAAAUGGCCAUAUUCAAAGUUUAUGAAACAGAAAGUUGACGUUCCUUCUGUGAACUUUGAUGGGGACCGUUCGACUGUUGGAAAAGGUCCCGACUAUCAUCUUCUGGACAACGAAAGUAGCGGAGACAGCAGUGUUACCGACGAAACAAUGACUGACGAAUCGUAUCAAUCUCCUGUUCCAAAAAAGAAAACAGGGCUGUUCAAAUUGGUUCUCAGUGUGUUCAAGCUAAGUAACUCAACAGAGGCAGAUGACACCAUGGAUUUACUUACAAAUGAGAAACAGAAGAUUGCAUUUAAAAACAGAGGAUAUGUUAAAGAAGUUACUCAAACUGCAAAGUUGAACAAAGAAAACACGGAUAAAGAGAAGGGAAUGGAGCCGAGCACAUCAGACAGCUGCGUCAAAAUGCGGUUCCAAGAUCAAUGGGAGCAGAUUGUGAGUUUUUAG